AUGCCACCCAACUUAUCGAUAACUUUUAUCGAAGCAGCACACAACGACGACAACACCGACAUAGAGGUGAUUGUGCUGUGGAAGGGUUCAACUUUAGACAAAUACACUUUGUUUAUGAAUGGCAAAGUGAAAACAUCUAUUUUGGUAAAGAGUACAAACGUUGGCAUCAAACAAUGUAUUUUGAGUAAUGGCAAUUUACUAUUUAGGUUUCAAAUAAGUCUUGUUGAUGAAGCUGAGUUUGAAAAGUGUCACUCAUUUUUGAAGAAAUGCCCGUUCAAGAAUAUGAACAUGGUUAACACUGAUGCCAGGUGUUCCAAGAGUUGGUCCACCAAUGCAAGUCAAACUAGGGAAGAAAUUGAGUGCAUAGAUAAUGUAUCUAGUCAAAUUGGAAGAAACACUCAGGCUGGUGAAACUUCCUAUAGUACUUCAUUCCUGCUGCAACUUGUGACAGCUGGGUCUAUAGAUGUUGCUCAAACCCAUAACCCGCAGCAACAGCAAAGCAUCCAAGAAAAGCUUCAUUUGUUAAAGUCAGAAACGUCACAACUUUCACAAGAGCAGCAAACGCAUUUGCAACAACAACAACAACAACAACAAGCAACUCAAUUUUUGGGAACUCCAAUUUGUAUGCACCUUCCUUCCAACAUUAAUGAUUACUACUCUUCUCAACCAGUGCAGCCCACACAGAAAGCUGUUCAGUCCAUGGCUUCUUAUUCCCAAUUGCCACUACAACAACCACAGAGUCAAGUGCCCUUGCAACAGCUGCAUUUUCAACAGCCCCUUUCAAGCUGGCAACAAAAUUCUUCCCACCAACAGCACCAGUCUCAACAAAGUCAGGAAUACCAGGCUUCGACACAACCCCAGUUUGCUCCUCCUCCUCUCCAAGUCUAUGCAGUUCCUCAACUGAGUCAGACGCUCAAACCAACUAGUGUACCAGUCUUUACAGAACUGUUACCAACUCAAAAUUCUCAGAAAUUGAGCGAAAUGUCCAAUAAUUAUGUGACCGCAACCGACUCCAUUCCAUCGAUAGCUAUAAAUGACUUGAAAGAUUUCGCGUCCUUGACUGACACUGAAUUGAAUGCACUCAUAAGCUUGAAGGAGCUAAAUCAGGCACAUGUCGGUAUAUCCAACCCACCACCAGCGACUUUUUCAUUUGAGUUUUUCGUCCCCAAGACGUCACAAGGUGUACAAAACUUGUACGACAGAAUGGAUAGAAUGUAUGACUUGAACCCUAUAUUCAUCGAUAUAACUUGGAACGCUGGAGGCAGAUCAUCAACAUUGACUAAUGAGAUGGUGUACACCGCUCAAAGCACCUUGGGUUUGGAAACUUGUAUGCAUUUGACAUGCACCAACAUGAAGGUAGAGUUGAUUGAUGAGGCUUUGGACAAGGCUUACAAGUCAGGAUGUCAAAAUAUAUUGGCGUUGAGAGGAGAUCCGCCAUUGGAUGGAAGUGAGUCAACUGGUGAUUUCAAGUAUGCAAAAGAUUUGGUGAGAUAUAUUCGUAAAAAGUAUGGUAACCACUUCAAUAUUGGUGUUGCUGCUUACCCCGAAGGACAACCUGAGGAGGAGGAUGAAGAAAAGACCUUGUAUUACUUGAAAGAAAAAUGUGAUGAAGGCGCCGAUUUCAUCAUCACCCAAAUGUUUUACGACGUUGAUAAUUUUAUCUCAUGGUGUGGUAAAUUACGCAAGAUUGGUAUCGAAAUUCCAAUUAUUCCUGGUAUCAUGCCAAUCUCAACUUAUGCUGCGUUUAUAAGGAGAGCCAACUGGUCACAAAUCAAGAUUCCGCAACAUUUCCUUGACGCUUUGGACCCUAUCAAAGAUGAUGACUACUUGGUUAGAGAAAAGGGAACUGAAUUGGUUAGUGACAUGUGCAAAAAGCUUAUUGACUCGGGCUAUGUCAACCAUUUACAUUUCUACACCAUGAAUUUGGAGAAAUCGACAGUCAUGGCUUUAGAAAAACUCAAUCUCAUUGAAGCCAUCAAAUCUCAUGAAGUUGUUGGUGGUACUGAAUUACCUUGGAGAAAAUCAUUACAUCCUGAAAGAUCCAAAGAGUCCAUCCGUCCUAUUUUCUGGCAAAAUAGAAAAUACUCGUAUAUUUCAAGAACGGCAACUUGGGAUGAGUUCCCCAACGGUAGAUGGGGUGAUUCUCGUUCACCUGCAUUUGGUGACAUUGAUCUUUGUGCAUCAGAGUUAUUGAGGCAAUCACCAAAGAGGGCAUUGGAGUUAUGGGGUGUUCCACAAAACUUGAAACAAUUGAGUGAUUUGGUGGUGUCGUACUUGUCUGGAGACUUGAAAUCCUUGCCAUGGUCUGAUGGGGCUGUUGGUGAAGAUACCAAGGUGAUUAUUGACGAUUUGAUCAAUUUGAACAAACGCGGAUUAUUGACCAUGAACUCACAGCCUGCAUUGAACUCGGUCAAGUCGUCGGAAAAGGUGUUUGGAUGGGGGCCCAAAAAUGGAUAUGUUUAUCAAAAGCAGUACUUGGAAUUCAUUGGGCAUAGAGAUGUAAUUGAGAAAUUGUUGAGCCAUAUCCAACAAUUCAAUAAAUCUCAAGGUGAUGCUACAAGUGCCGUUAUUUCCUACUAUGCUGUUGAUUUGUCAGGAAGAUUGCAAUCCAAUUGUAAACCUGAUGAUAUCAAUGCUGUCACGUGGGGUGUUUUCCCAGGAGAGGAAAUCUUACAGCCAACCAUUGUAGAACAAACUUCGUUCUUGGCUUGGAAAGAUGAGGUGUAUCGCUUAUUUUCUGAAUGGAAUAAUGUCUUGAGUUCAAACUUGGUGGAUAUUGGUGAUGACACCAAAUUGAAAAACUUUAGUCAAUUGAUGAAUACCGUUGGGCAUGACUUUGUCUUGUGCAAUUUGGUCAAUAACGAUUUCAUUGAUUCGAACUCCACCUUGUUCAACUUGAUUUAUGAUUUAAACUUGCCUGAAUUGUCAUAG
Messenger RNA from Lodderomyces theae, 2931 nucleotides. RefSeq names its product MET13. Gene Ontology annotation, molecular function: FAD binding; methylenetetrahydrofolate reductase [NAD(P)H] activity. Gene Ontology annotation, cellular component: cytosol. Bases 1 to 2931 code for a protein of 976 amino acids. Gene Ontology annotation, biological process: tetrahydrofolate interconversion. The record is from RefSeq and is a predicted model, not a curated record. Lineage: Eukaryota; Fungi; Ascomycota; Pichiomycetes; Serinales; Debaryomycetaceae. The transcript has 4 exons.